CUUAUCUUAACCAAAAACUCGCGUAUAACCUAUGCUAGGAUUUGAGAGAGAGAGAGAGAGAGAGAGAGAGGGAGGAAGAGAUGGGAGUGACGAAGGAGGAAGUUGAAGCGACCUUAACUGAGAAGAUGAAGCCUUCUCAUCUUGAAGUAAUUGAUACGUCUGGAGGGUGUGGUGCUAGCUUUGCAAUUGAGAUUGUAUCGGAACAAUUUGAGGGGAAGAGGUUACUGGAGAGGCACCGGUUGGUGAAUUCCGCUUUGGAAGAGCAGAUGAAAAAUAUCCAUGCGCUUUCGAUAAAGAAAGCUGUGACCCCAGCCCAGUGGCAACAACAAGCUGAGUCGAACAAAUCUCAACCUGCUACUUAGUAAAUCUCCCUAAUGUGUUUCUUUGGUUGGUGAGCUUGGCUUGCACCCUAGAUCAUGGGCUGUUUACCAUUGAGCUAUGGCUCAAAUAUUUCAGUGACUGGGAUUUAGAAUAUGUGUGGCUCUCUGUGCAUGAUCUUCUGUAACUAACUGGCACUUACCAGAAUGACAUGCUUGAAUUCCGGUGCUAAUAAACACCAUAAACUUCAUGAAA
Magnolia sinica is the source of this 573-nucleotide messenger RNA. RefSeq names its product protein BOLA2. The record is from RefSeq and is a predicted model, not a curated record. Gene Ontology annotation, biological process: intracellular iron ion homeostasis. Gene Ontology annotation, cellular component: cytosol; nucleus. The transcript has 3 exons. The coding region runs from base 81 to 362 and encodes 93 amino acids. NCBI's taxonomy places the organism in Eukaryota, Viridiplantae, Streptophyta, Magnoliopsida, Magnoliales, Magnoliaceae. Gene Ontology annotation, molecular function: 2 iron, 2 sulfur cluster binding.